This is a messenger RNA of Eimeria tenella, 1899 nucleotides long. RefSeq lists its product as uncharacterized. NCBI's taxonomy places the organism in Eukaryota, Apicomplexa, Conoidasida, Eucoccidiorida, Eimeriidae. The coding region runs from base 1 to 1899 and encodes 632 amino acids. The record is from RefSeq and is a predicted model, not a curated record. The transcript is spliced from 8 exons.
AUGCUGCCCCUCAUUGAGGCGGCGCUGGGCCGCAGCUGGGGCCCCCGGGGGCCCCCCUUGCUGCAGCUGCGUCCCCGGGGGCCCCUGGAAGCAGCAGCAGCAGCGGCAGCAGCAACAGCAGCAGCAACGACAGCAGCAGCAGCAGCAGCAGCAACGGCGAAGACACGGCCCACGCUCCCUUCGGGCGACGGCAGCCUGGCCGCAGUGGGAGCGUGCCUGGCCUUCAGCAGCAGCAGCAGCAGCAGCAGCAGGAGGGCAGUGCGUUUGCUGCACAAUGUUCCUGCUGCUCCUGGGGACCACGCUGUUGCUGCUGCGCUGCUGCAGCAGCCCGCAGAGCUGCUGCAGUUCGCCUGCAGCAGCGCAGCACACGACCUGCCCACGCUGCAGCAGGUGCUGCAGCAGCUGGCGCGGGCGAGCCGCGACGCUGCUGCUGCUGCUGCGCUGCAGCAAGACCCGCAGCAGCAGCAGCUGCUGCAGCAGCUGCUGCAGCAAAUCGGACUUUUGCUGCCAGAAGCAGAUGGCCGGCUGCUGUCGAAGAUCGCCAGCUCUUUGGCACUUCUCCGAAUUUCCAAUUUGGCCACGCAGCAGCUGGCGUCGCAGCUGGGCCGGGAGGUUGUGGGCCGCGGGGACAGUUUGUCUCCGCGGGCCUUAUGUGCUGCUGCUGCUGCUCUCGCGCUGCUGCAAGUGCGGGACUCCGUGCUGCAGCAGUUUGUGUGGGGCGAGGUGCAGCAGCAGCUGCAGCAGCUGCUGCCGCAGGACUUGUGUCUGCUGCUGCAUGCAAUGCGCCGCUGGGGGGCCUACAGCCGCAGCACUUGCGAUUUGCUGCUGCAGCGGAUGAGCGAAGAAAUCAACUCCUUCACUGCAGCAGACGUCACUGCUGCUGUCGACGCCCUUGCCUCCAUGGGUCUGGCUCGGGGCUUUUUGCUGCGGCAGUUGAGUUCUUUGGCCUUCGAAAAUCUGCACAAGUUCAACCAGCAGCAGCUGCUGCUGCUGCUGCGGGGUUUGGCGCGGCUGCGCUUCCUCACCCCCGCGAACUGCGACACUUUGCUGCAGCACUUCCGCAUCGACUGCAGCACGCAGCAGCAGCAGCAGCAGCAGCAGCAGCAAGGGUGGAAUCCCCAUAGAAGUGCCAUGCUGCUGGGGGGCCUCGCGCUCUGCGACUUGGGGCCCCCCCACAGCGGCAUUUUAGAUUUGCUGCUGGAGCUGCUGCAGCACGUGGAGCAGGCGCUCCCAGGAGCAGCGGCUGCUGCUGCUGCUCCUGCUGCUGCUGCUGCUGCAGCUCCUGCUGCUGCAGCACGUCACCCCACGCUGGGCAUCGCCGCCUUGGUGGAGGCCGCCUACGCAAUUUGCUACUUCCAGCUUCAAGAUAAGGCGAGUUUGCUGCAGCGGCUGCUGAAUGAAAUAUACUCGAAGCCGGUCACCAGAGACAGAAAUUUGCUGAUGAAAAUUCAAGAAGUUCAAAAGACAGCAGAACUCGAAAUGCGCAGCUGCAGCAGCCAAAUGCCUUUGGCGUGGCGGACGGCCAGCGAAGAAGCAGCGCGGCAGCUGCAGGACCGGCAGGAGACCAGUGGUCUGCAUGCAGAAGUGGCCUUAUGCCUGGAGCUGCUGCGGGGCCCCUACCGCCUGCAGCUGCAGCGCAGCAGCAGCUGCGGCGGCUACCGAGUGGACUUUUAUGAUGAAGAAACAAAAAUAAUUGUCGAAGUCGACAUGAUCUACAGACACGCGCCUUGCACGCUCAAACACAGACACCUCAACUUGCAAGGGUUUCUGCCCGUCAGCGUCGAGUACUGGCAGUGGCGGCGCUGCCGCUCUGAGGAGGAGCAGCUGCUGUACCUGCAGCAGCGGCUGACGCCCGCGCUGCAGCAGCUGGGCCGUCUGCAGCUGACGCAGCUUGUCUAG